Messenger RNA from Scomber scombrus (Atlantic mackerel), 5008 nucleotides. It is a transcript of the gene acin1b, whose product is annotated as apoptotic chromatin condensation inducer 1b. Bases 31 to 3588 code for a protein of 1185 amino acids. Gene Ontology annotation, molecular function: RNA binding. The record is from RefSeq and is a predicted model, not a curated record. The transcript is spliced from 17 exons. NCBI's taxonomy places the organism in Eukaryota, Metazoa, Chordata, Actinopteri, Scombriformes, Scombridae.
CCGGAGUUUACACAAGCGAAGGGGAGCAAAAUGGCGGACGAAGAUAUUACGCUUGAUGGAAAACCUCUACAAUCGCUCCGAGUCGCGGAUUUAAAAACCGCCCUGGAGCAAAGAAACCUGCCGAAAAGCGGGCAGAAAAACACACUCAUUAAGCGACUGAAAGGGGCUCUGAUGCUCGAAAACCUGCAGAAGUCGUCCUCCUCUCACAGUGGGCUGCAGCCCAACUCUCAGAUAGGGGAGGAGAUGAGCCAGAAUAGCUUCAUAAAACAGUACCUGGCCAAGCAGCAGGAGCUCCUUCGACAGAGACUUGAGAGAGAGGCCCAGCAAGAGGAAGAGGCUGAUGAAAGCCCAGCAGUGCCGGAAGAGGAUGAAGACCACUCGGAGGACAAUGAGAGCUCUUCCUAUCCUGACAAGCAUCAUCCCAAAAUCUCUCAGCCCUCACUCACCAGGACGGAGGAGAGGGGAGGAGGAUCAAUGAUGGGUCAUGGGAAGAUGGCAUGUGGGCCUGAUGUGGGUCCUGCUCCAACCAUGCAGCGAGCCUCCUUUCAUCAAGGACACAAGGAGCCACCGGCCCCGUCUCCUCCCCGCGCCGUAGCCUCCCUGUCAGUGCGCGUCCUGGGCCAGCCUGACCGCCAGGGGCUGCCCCCUGCCGUGUCCCGAGCCCAGGAGAAGGAGGGCACCGCGCCCAUCGAGCCCGGCUCGGCCCAUCCUGUCCUCCACCUCAGCCGAUCAGCCGGCGUCGUGUCCGGAGGUCGUGUCCAGGAGGACAGCAAUGAAGAUGACGACGGUGAUGACGAGAGCGAGGAUGAUGAUGAUUGGGGGCCUGGUCCCGGUCCCGGCGGGGCACGAAAAGGCAACAGAGUUCCUCCUCCACCGCAACAGAUGCCCCCUAGUGGCCCAGCGGCAAGCGCAAGAUCCAAACGCAAGCUUCAGCCUCCGCAGCACAUCCCACCACCGCAGGUACUCGAGACCCCUAUGCAGCUGCGCCACCCCACUCCUCCUCCCUCUCCACCACCCAACCUGUUCCCCCUCCCCGACACUCCCAAGCAGAGUCCCCCAGACAACCAGGAGGGAGAAGACCCAAGGGCUGCAUCUGUCCCACCUUCCACCAUGCAGAGGCAGGACUCUGAAUCCAGCUCCGGUUCCAGCAGUCCUGAGCCGCCUGUGAAGCGCAAACCAGGACCCCUUUCUCUGCUGGUCCACAAGAUGGAAUCAGAGGGGGCUUUCCGGGCAGGCGAGACCACCUCAGCUGUGACUGUGUCCGGAGAGGCCGCACACUCCAGUACCGGGUCUGUCAUGUCAGUGGCAGCCACAGCACCCAUUGAAUCUCCGCUGCAAAUACUGGAGAGAAAGAGGCAACAGGAGAACAAAGAGCUGGAGGAAGAGAGGCGACUGGCGGAGAAGAGAGAGAGGGAACGACAGAAAGAGCAGGAGGAAGAACGAAAGAAAGAGGAGAGCGAGAGAGAGAAGAAACGUUUGGAAGAGGAGAAGGAAAAGGAGAGGAAACGACUCGAGGAAGAGGAGGAGAGAAGAAAGAAAAGACAGCUGGAGGAGGAGCGGGAGAAGAGACAGCAGGCGGCCAACAGAGAACGAAUGGCUAAGACCGAGGCCCAAGAUUCAGGUUCCUCAUCUGAUUCUGACUCCAAAUCCGACUCUUCAUCAUCUCAAUCGUCUUCCUCCGCCGGGGAGAAACCUCGUCCUGCCAGGCAGCUGAAGAAAACUGAUCAGGGACGAGAGCCAGAUGAUGAGAAAAAGACGAAGCUGAGUAAAGGGGCGGAGAGAGAACACCUCACAAAAAGGGAGGUGUCAGAGCCCAGCGCAGCCGCCGUGACCGAGGUGGAACCAGACUCCGAGAGCUCCAUGGCCCAGCAGCCGGCCUCCGGAGCUGAGCCGGACAACAACAGCAACGAGGGUCGCCUGGAGGAGAGCACCACUCCUAAGGCUUUCGCUGCUCGCAAGAUAUCCCUGACCAGCAGCAAGACGUCUCCGGCCACCACAGAAGGAGCAGCAGGAGAGUCCGAGACGGGGACUGCAGCAGGGAGGAAGAGGCGAUGGGGCUCCAGCACGGCCGUCACCGCUAAGAAACCAUCCAUCAGCAUCACCACCGACUCACUGAAGUCUUUGAUCCCAGACAUCAAAGUAAGCCAGGAGGCAGUGGUGGAGCUGCACCCAGAGGAGCUGCAGCUGUCUGGGGACGAGGAGAGUCUGGACGCCAACCGGGGCGACCAGGACAAGGGCCUCAAGAUCCGACGCACAGUCACACAGGUGGUCCCGGGUGACGGCCAGGAGAAUGGACAGGCCAACGAAGAGGAAGAAGUGGAGAAAACCGAGAGAGAGAUACAGCGCAGGACUUCCAAAGACAAAAGGAAGAACAGCGUGUCAGAGGAAGCCUCGGAAACACAGGUGUCUGUCAAAGUUGAGGGAGAAGCAAAGAAAGUCACCCCCAGCGACAGUCUGGUGCGUCGCUCAAUCAGUCAGCAGAAGUCUGGCGUGUCCGUCACCAUCGACGACCCCGUCCGCACAAACAAGCAGCCCUCGCCACCUCGUGGCAAAGUCUCAAAUAUCAUCCAUGUGACCAAUCUGGUACGACCCUUCACGCUGGGCCAGCUCAAAGAGCUGCUGAACCAGACGGGCAGCGUGGUGGAAGACGGCUUCUGGAUCGACAAGAUCAAGUCUCACUGCUUCGUCACAUACGCCACGACAGAGGAGGCGGUGUCCACCAGAGCUGUUCUCCACGGAGUCAAAUGGCCUCAGAGCAAUCCCAAAGUCCUCAACGUGGACUUCUGUGAACAGGAAGAGGUUGACUUUCACAAAGGGAUCCUGAAACCAGUCAAAGAAGAGGAACGUGUCCCGCAGCCUGGCGCUCCCCAGAACCGGCUGCCCCCACUCAUGCCCGAGCGGGACAAAGAGCGCGAGCGGGACAGAGUCGUGGACAGGGAACGAGACCGCGACUCUGUCCGAGGCGUGGUGGGAGUGCGGGAUCUGUGGGCGGAGCGAGAGAGGGAGAUGGAACGCCGCGAACGGGCCCGCGGAGAACGGGAGUGGGACCGGGAUAAGGUCCGGGAGUUCGCCAGACCCGGUGAGGAAGAGCGGCGCUCUCGAUCCAGAGAUAGAGAGCGGAGGAGGAGGGAGAGGGGCAAGAGCAAGGAGAGGAAGACCGAAAAGAAGGAGAAGGGAGAUGAACCUCCGGCGAAGCUGCUGGACGACUUGUUCCUGAAGACCAAAGCGGCUCCGUGUAUAUACUGGCUCCCCCUCACUGAGGAGCAGGCGGCGCAGAGGGUUUUGGACCGCUCCGAGCGGCAAAAGGAGCGCGAGCGCAGGCGCAAGGAGCAGCAAGAAGAGGAGAAAAAGCGCGAGGAGGAGAAGAGAGAGGAGAGGUUGAAAACCCGGGAGAAGGAAGGCGGAGUGACGGCGAGCGGCGGAGGAGCCGGGCGAGGCGCCGACGGAGACCGAGAGAGGGAGCGCGGCCGAGACCGAGAGGCAGACAAGAGGAGGGAUGGCGGCAACCGGCCCAGACGACCCUCCACGGGCACCGGGAGCGGACGGCGAUCCCGUAGCCGUAGCAACCCCAGAGACAGACGCCGCUGAGGCGCCGAGCGGCCGCAGGGGAAUGCUGAAGAGAGAGAGAUGGGGGGUGGGGGGGACGCUGCGUAACGGAGGAAACGGCAGACAGGACGUCUCCCACUUGGCGACUGAUUUCUCACGCCACAAAAAAUCUAAGGACUCGUGUCUGCUCCUCACUGUCGCCGCCCCCACCACGCUUUAAUUCGUCCACUUUGAUGCCAGCGUUGUCUUCCACACACUUCUGCCAUUUCCCCGCCACCUCGUCGUCCUCGUCGGUUUACACGAAAAUAAAACGUUAUAAUUACUUAUUUUGUUUAUAAUGAAAAGACGGUUCCUCCUCUCCCUCUCUUCCUUCUCCUCCUCCUCUUUCCUCCUCCUCCUCUCCUGUUCUCUCUCCGUCUUCCAGAAGUAGCGUUCAGCCUCCUCUAGAGAGCAGCGUUCCUCCUCGUCUCCGUGCAGUUGCUGUUUUCAUUCUCCUCCGUUGAAGAAAAAGAAGCAGAGAGGGCGUUGUUUGUGUUUUUUGUGUUUUUUUGAGGGUUUUUUUUUUUUUCGUUGUUGGCUCGCCUCAGCAUUUUGUCCCUCUGAGGUUUGGUAGCCCGCCUCUUUAUUUUAGUUCUGCGGGUGCACAGUUCCUUCCUCCAAAAAACCCUGUAAUAAAACCAGUCCAGAAUAGAUCCCUGACCUUCAAAUAUUUUCUAGGAUCAGUUUUAGUGUUUCAACUCUUCAGCACGAGGAUUUUUUUAUACUAAAUUUACAGGUAAUCUGUCAAAGUGAGGAAAAGUUUUUGCUUUUUUUUGUCAACAUUUUAUGAAUCAUGUUUUUUUUUGUUUUUUUUUGUUUUUCAUCCUUGGUGGGUUUGUUGUUUGUGUGAGUUAUAACCUUCACCCCCCCCUCCCUUCUCCCUCCUCUUCCUCCUCUUCUCCCUCUUCUCCCACAAAGGAUGCAACUGGUACUGAAGUCUCAACACUGAAGCCUAAAAAAUAACAAAAUAAAGAAAAAGAAAAGAAGUGUUCGAUACAAAGAGACGUGAAGUUGCAUGUUGUGGCGAUGCGGGACACGUGCACAUGCCCGAGUUUGUCUUUCUUUUUUUUAAGCGGAUGAGAAAAAAGAAGGAUGUGAAACUCUCAUCCCGAGCUGGAGCGGAGGUUUAUUACGUAAUAGAUUCGGGAAGCUGUGACCCCCCCCCCACUCCCACCCCUCCUCACCGGGUCUCCAUAUGAGAAAACUCCUCCUCUUACCUGUCAAUCAUAUAAAUAUAUUUAGAGAGGAGGUAUAAGAAAAUUAAAAGUUUAUCCUGUAAUAGAGUAAUAGUCACACUUUUUAAUAUUUUUAAUUUUAUGUUCUUAGUUGGUUUUGCUCUUGUUGCUUUUUUUCUUCUAUUUUUUUUCUUCCUCCUGAGUGCUGAAUGUACCGAGAAUUUAAAAAGUGAAUAAAUUUAAAUUGG